Drosophila subpulchrella is the source of this 4340-nucleotide messenger RNA. RefSeq names its product proteasome inhibitor PI31 subunit (gene PI31). The coding region runs from base 237 to 1049 and encodes 270 amino acids. Gene Ontology annotation, molecular function: endopeptidase inhibitor activity; proteasome binding. The transcript has 6 exons. Gene Ontology annotation, biological process: proteasome-mediated ubiquitin-dependent protein catabolic process. The record is from RefSeq and is a predicted model, not a curated record. NCBI's taxonomy places the organism in Eukaryota, Metazoa, Arthropoda, Insecta, Diptera, Drosophilidae.
UUUCAGCUCUAAUAAUAAACUGUUUCCACCUCUGGUCGAGGAUAAGACGACAAUUAUCUGAACAUUUAAAAUAAACCGUAUAUUUGUUGAUUUCCAGGUACUUGAGGAAGGCAAAGAAACUUCCACGGAAUCCCCAGGUUUUGCUGUUUCUUUAGAAAUCGAAAACACUGACAACUGAAGGACUGUAGGCAGUGACAUCCGAACGAACGAUCUAAUAAAUAACUUGUGAAGCCGCCAUGGACACUGCAUCGGUUCCCAAGACGGGCGACUUCUUCUACGGCUGGGAUCUGCUCUACAAGACCAUCCAGUCGGAGGUGGCCAAGAAGUCGGACCUGCUGGUUGCCCUGGUCCACUUUCUCCUGACCAAACACUACAACUUUCGAUGCGUUGGCAUCGGCGACGAUAAAACCUUGCCGGAGGAGGAGGGCAGUGAGCUGCUGCCGGACAGCUGGAACGAUGACGAUACCAAGUACUCGCUGCGUUAUGUGCAUGACAAGUGCCUCUACCUGCUGCUGGGCCACAUCACCGAGGACGCCCUGCUGAUCAACCUGAUGGACAUCAACACCAAGAAGGUGUCUAACAUUUGCGUGGAACCAGAGACCCUCGUGGCAGCCGUCAAGGGAGGCAUUACCACCUUGAUGCCGAGCGCCUCGGAGAUUGUCGAGCGCUAUCGCCGGGAGCUCUUGGACCCGGUCUUUACUGGCAAUUCGCGUGAGGUCACCACACAGACGACCACCUCGCCACGUCCCAGCGUAUCGGAUCCGGAUCCCUUGCGCAUUGGCGAGCCCAGACGUGGAGGGUCCUUCAUUCCGGGUGGAUUCGAGCCGCGCCCUUUUGGCUUUCCAGACAUCGGCCGCGGAGAUCUGGAUCCACUAGGUCGUGGUGGCUCUGGUAACCUGUUUGCUUUUCCAUCGCGCCCAAAUAUGGGGCCGGGACCCUUGCCGCGCUUCGAUCCGUUCAGUCCCCUCAAUCCCAAUGUGCCGGGUCAGGGUGGAAUCAAUCCGGAUCACAUGCGCCCACCAAAUUGGAAUCCCGAUUACUACAUGUGAUCAUCAGGAAUGCCAUUAAGAGUAGACAUUCACUUCGAUGUGGCCCAGGCAUUAUCGCACCUAUGUAUGAUAUCUAUAUAGUGGUUGCAAGGUCGUCUGGUCCCAGGACUGGACUCGACUUGACACGCCUAAAUGAGCUGGAAAUACGAAAGGCCCAGCUGAAAGCGAGAGUCGAUCCAUCGACCGGACCAACUCGCUCUGCAAAACUGGAAACCGCUGCGAUUUUGGAGUUCAAGUUAAACGUGUGCAGUGGGUCAGGCUGCACUUGCGAGGACGAACCAGGUAAGGCUGGGGCUUCUUCGAGGAAGCCACUACCAGCAGACCUGCACACCAGACCAUCACCAUCAUCAUCUGGUUGCAACCGUAAAAAAGUUGCAGUUAACGGCAACUGGUUUCGAACGGUGGUUGGGAGCAACUUUUGACCUGCGGCCAGUGGGCAAAAACAAUGUCCAACCGGUUCAGUUAAAAAUACCAUAGCAAAGACAACGAUAUACUAUAAUACACUAUAUAUGUAUAUAUAUUUAUAUGUUAUAUGUGGCGAUUGGGCCGUGUAUGUAUUCGGUUGGUGGGCUUUAGUAAAAGUCGCCAAACGAAAGACUUAGGAAACGAACUUGCUUGGCUUGAUUUGCCUUUUAAUUAGAUUAUGGCUAAUUAUAGGCAACGCUUGUUCGGCCACAGCAUUUCCCGCUCCAGUUUUGGGGUCGCACCUUAAAUACUGCGCUCCGAAGGCCGUCGCAACUAUUGUUCUUGCCCUGACAAAUGUGGCACGUGUGCUGCAGUGGCAGCAACAAUGACAGUGUUGCUUUUGCAACUACUGCGGUUACUCAGCAAUAGUUAAAAAAAAAAAAAUAGGAAAAACAGAAAAAAAAAUGUCUUUUGUCUGGCCAACUCUCGCAAAUCUCAACCUUGGCGCGCCCCUUGCCUCAGUUUUUGCCGCACGAAACAUGCCAAGAAACCCGGUGUAUACCCAUAUUGUGUGUUGCAAUCGGAGCACAGCUUGAUAUUAUGAUUUGAUUUCCAUUUCAUUUGUUCCCAGCCACAUGCAAAUUCGAUUGGCAACGCCCACGCAACGAAAGGUUUCGCAAAAAAGCAAGCCAGAAACUGUCAUAAGCUGCAAAAAUGUAUAUUGGCGCCAUACCAAUUGAGCAAAAAGUGGGUAUAAUGUAAUUGCCGGACCACAAUAAGUGCUCAAGGAUUGGCCAUUAAUUAAACGCGCUUGUUGAAACCCAAUGUGUCUGGAAGAUCAUUGAUCGCAGUUAGCUGGCUGCUGGCUGUGCGUGUGGUCCUGCUUUUGAGUGUUGCGCCCACACCGGCAACUAGCAACUGGCAACUAGCAAGCAGCAACUAGCAACAUUCACGCCAGCAACAUCAGCGUCAGUCUAAUUAAUUAAUUUACAUGCAGCAGCUGGCUGUAGACUCCACAAAUGGAAAUUUGUCUAUGCAUGCAGCACACAAAAAUGGUAGUUGUGUGCCAACUAAGCCGAUGCUAAAAUGCUCUGACUGGGAAUAAAUUUAAAUUGAAACCAUGAUCGUUAAUUCAAACAGGCUUACUUACUUUAGAUUUCAAAAUUUAUGUUUAACGCUUCUGCUGGGAAGUUCAAAUGCAAUUUAUUUGUAUGCCUUAGUAAUGAAUUUGAUUGAAAUGGGUAUGCAAAAUAAACAGAAAAAAGCUAAACUAAAAUAAAAUGUGUAGUUUACAUCACACCAAAUAAAUAGUGAGUCUUAAAUAAAGAUAAAAAAAAUGAAAGUCUCACAGUUGGGGUUGACAAUCAAUUUUAAUGUCAUAGUUAAGUGGCUGAUAAUUACACAAAAAAUCAUAAAAUGAAAUAUGAAAAUUGGUAAUAACAUUAAAAUAUUAAGUAAGCCAUUUAAAAAAGCUUAAAUAAAUAUUUCUGAGUAUACAAAAUCAAUUUAAGCCACCAACUCCUAUAGAGAAGUGCAGGGGAUCUGUCUAAUAAUUUCACAAAAAAUAAUGAAAUGAUAUAUGAAAAUUGGUAAAAAAACUAAAAAAAUAUAACAAACCAUUUAAGCAAUCUUUACAAAUAUUUCAGGCUAUACAAAAUCAAUUUAAAACACAAACUCCUGCAGAGAAGUGCAGGGGUUCCACAAAAUUGAUAGUUAUUGCUGCAGCCACACAUACUUUUUGCACAUAACACCUAUCAUAUCACAGUUCACAUCGCUGAGAGCUCCAUUUAUUUGCAUACUGGCCAGAUUUCCAAUGAAAAGCGUUGCGUGUGGAAUGGCAUUCAGUAUGCACGUAUGCGCUGAUGUCUCUGGGCUGGCACAUUCAAAUGCAAUUCGGUUAACCCGAGAGAUAGCAGCGGCUAACAAGCGCUGACAGCGGCUAAUUAAACAAACAAGCUGCUGGCCCUAGACGGCAGUAAAAAAAAAGAUAGAAAUAAAAAAAAACAGGCAGCACAGAGACAAAAAGACAAUGGCAGUGACAAGUACAAGGGUCUUUGGACCACACUCAGACUCAUAAACAAGGGCCAACAUGGCCAUAAAUUAUCUUUCCCGUGGUGUGCAUGUUUGAAGUCGGCGGCAAUUGGCAAUUGAUUAACUUGACACUCUCGGCAUGCAAAGUUCGUUUUCAGUUUUUCAGCUUCUCUGCCAUUUCCCGAUACUCUCCGUUGCUGUAUUUAACCCCCGGUUGACACAAACAAGUAGUCGAAAAAACAGGCAAUCUUCAGGUUAGCGGGGAGGGGAAAAUGGAAAAUUGCAGUGAAAGACUUGCCAUGACAAGAGCAAUUUGCAUGGCCAAUCUGUGAUGACCUCGUCACGAAUGAAAACGAAUUGAAUGAAUGACUUUCGUUAUUAUUUUCAAUUUCAUUUGUUUUCCUCUCGAUCUUCAUUGUCUUCGGCCCGCCGGCAAUUUAUUUGUAUUUUCGCUGUUGACAUUUGGCUGGCAGCAACUCUAUUUGUGGGCAUUUACAAAGGAAGCCGCCUCAGAGGCCACACGAUCCCCUGCACUUGAUGCCCUUUCUUGGCCAUCUCCUGGCGGCCGAGGAUUUCAAUAUUUGAACUGAAUAAUCGGCACAUCCAUGCCCAUGUACUUAGCCUAAUGCAUUAUGCAUGGAUCCAUUGAAUUCGCUUGAAAACUUCUUGACAUUUUGGGCUCCAGCAGCAAAUUGCCACAGCAAUUGAGUGUAAAGCAUUUGGCAAUUUCUGGCACGCAACAGCAAUAUUUUUGAGGCGGAAUAUGUUAAUUAGGGCCUGGCUGCAAUUGCAGCCACCCAAAAAAAUACCAAGAACCACUUGAGAGACCUCCAAAAAAAAAUAUCCAAAAAAAAA